AUGGCCUUACAACCAUUUACCAAUGAACAAUUGAAUUAUUUCAAGUUUGCUUUCAUCGUGCUGAAUGAAAUUCCUAAAGCAUUGCGGCAAACUUUUAAACAGAUGUGGAACAACACCUUUGCGUCACUCCCUGGUUUUCAGUCCUGGGAUGACUCUAAUGCUGUACGUAACUUGUUCUUAAGUACUGAAGGUGGAGCAUCCAAAGUCCCCACACAUCUCUCCUAUGAUGAGUGGGAUUGCACAGCCCUGUUCCAGACCACCAUCUACGCGCGGUCCUUUGCUUUGCCAGAUAGCAAAGGCCAUCACAGGAUACUCCAUGAUUUGUACUUGAGGUCCUGUAAAUUAUCACCUGGUACUUUCCAUUCUUUUGUAGUUAGUCCAACUGGAGAUGACGCAGAAACCUUUGCACUGGCGAUCGAUCAGCUUCGUUUGUUGAGAAAUUCGCUCUGUCAUUUAAAUAAAUCCGAAUUGGACAAAAUAAAAUUUGAUCGAUACGUUCAACUCGCUAAAGACGCGAUGAAUGCCCUUGGAGUUAACACUGACCCUAUUGAUGCUGUUGGAAGUUUAACUGAGUCUGACUUUCUCAUCGAGAAAGUUCGCAAGUUAGAGGAUGACGUCAGAAAAGAGCUUCAAAAAAGAAACGAAUUCCUCGAAGAAGAAGUUAUUGAUGACUUGCAGCUCUUACAGAAAUCUCAAAAGGAAGGUACUGAAGAGCUAAAGAAGACAAGCAAAUCUGAAAAUGCCAGUACCCAAGGCACGAUUGAAACUAAGUUUGCCGAGUUCCAAACAGAAAGCAGACUUGUCAGAGAAGGUGUUAAAGGUGAGUUACAUCUUCUACAGCAAUCACACAAAGACGACACCGAGAACCUGAAAGAGGCAAUCGCUAAGAAGAUUAACGAGUUUAGCCAAGAGAUGAAAGACCCUCUGAAGGAGCCGCAAAGUCCAGCUGCCGAGUCUAACAGGCUUGACAUCAGAACUCAACUACUUGGGGAAGAACACCAGACGACCGCUGACAGCUCUUGUAAACUGGGGGCUACGCAGUAUGCCCUUACAGAUUACACCUUAGCCGCUGAGUCCCACGAGCGUGCACUUAACAUCAGACAAAAAGGAUGGAAUAAAGAUCACAAGAGGACCGUUGACAGCUACCAUAAGCUGGGGCUUACCCAAUAUAGGCUUAGUGAUUACACCUCAGCCACUGAGUCACACAAACGAGCACUAAAGAUCAGACAAACAGUUCUGGGUGAAAAUCAUGAGAAGACCGCUGAGAGCAACCAUUGGCUGGGGUUACCCAAUAUGUGCUUAGCGAUUACACCUCAGCCACUGAGUCACACGAGUGAGCACUGA
Messenger RNA from Pocillopora verrucosa, 1344 nucleotides. Lineage: Eukaryota; Metazoa; Cnidaria; Anthozoa; Scleractinia; Pocilloporidae. The record is from RefSeq and is a predicted model, not a curated record.